GUAUGAACGCGCGCCGCUCAGCUCAACCUGCAGAUAACUUACCUGUCUUCCCAUCUUCUCUAACAGAGCUUUGAAAUUCUGAUCGACCUUCGCAUAUUCGUCUACUGCCUCGGAAGACAGUACCAGAUCGUAUGGUAUUUCAAGAAACUUUAUUGGUGUCACUGUAUCAGUAUUCGUCUCGACCUCCACCGAUGUUGUUAUACCAAUGCCCUUGCCCGCCACCUCGCUCAGGGCCACAUUGUUAAAGGUGACAUCUUGAAGCAGAGCCCACGCUGGAAACGAAUUUAUAGAAAGCGGUUCCCAAUUCAUCGUAUGUCAAUGGAGAGUGACGGCAAUGCGAAUGCACAACCGUUAGCUGCGGGUUUAGUGAGGAGACCACCACCACCAAGAGGCUGGUCAGGUGUGGGUUGUGCCGACCCCCACUAAAAAGUUGCGAUGCGAUACGCAACAAUUUUCGAACUUUUCACUUGGCCUGUCACCGACAUCCCUCCACCAACAAUCCGAUUAAUCAUAGCAGCAGGCCGUCGCGUGGGUAGAGGAGUUCGUUUUGCGCCCUUCUGAAUUCUUCUCGCAUUGCAUUUGCUAGCACAGACGCCCACCCCGUACCGUCCAUUGCCAAAAGUUACCCCUCCAUCACCCCGCCAUGCCUCGCGAUCCCCUCAUUGGCCUCGUGGGGAAACCCUCCGCCGGCAAGAGUUCUACUAUGAACAGUUUGACCGAUGCUAGUUCUAAAGUUGGCAACUUCCCGUAAGGCGCAUUCUCCGAACCCGCCAACCAACCCUUGCCGCAAACUAACAUUGCUAUAUAGCUUCACAACCAUUGACCCGCAACGAGCGAUAGGAUAUCUUCAAAUCGACUGCGCCUGCGCCAGACACAAACUGUCCGAUCGAUGUAAACCCAACUACGGCGCCUGUGUGGAAGGUCGCCGUUCCGUCCCUAUCGAACUCUUGGAUGUUGCCGGUCUCGUCCCCGGCGCCCACGAAGGCAAGGGCUUAGGAAACAAGUUUCUGGAUGAUUUGCGACAUGCCGAUGCUCUGAUUCACGUUGUUGAUGCGUCGGGUACCGUUGAUGCCGAGGGCAAGGAGACCAGAGGCUACGAUCCGUCGGUAGAUAUUGCUUGGCUACGGAGCGAAAUCGUUGCUUGGAUCCUCGGCAACCUCAUGGAGAAAUGGGGCUCCAUUCGACGACGACAUAUUGCUGUAAAAGCAACGGCGACCGAGACACUACAGAACCAAUUCUCCGGUUACGGAUCGACAGCAACUAUAGUUAACCGAACACUAGACCGCAUGGCGCUCAAGGAGCCGCUAGAGGCUUGGUCGGAUGAGACGGUCAAGCAAGUAGUCAACACCUUUGUUGAUGAAAAGUUUCCCACCGUCAUUGCGCUGAACAAGAUCGACCACCCCGAUGCUGAUAAGAACAUUGCCAAGAUUGCGAAAAUGCAGGACCCCAAGACGAUUGUCCUUUGCUCCGCCAUUUCAGAAAUCUUCCUUCGCAAGAUGGCAAAACAGGGAUACAUUAAAUACGUCGAGGGCAGCGAAUUUGUCGACACGCGAGAGGAUCUGAUAGAGCAGGGCGACCCGACAGGAGGCAACUUGAAAGAACUAGACGACAAGAACAAGAACCGCAUAGAAAACCUCCGCGACAUGGUGCUAUACCGUUUUGGUUCGACUGGCGUCGUCCAAGUACUGUCGAAAGCAGCUGAGCUGCUGGGACUUGUUCCGGUUUUCCCGGUGCGCAAUACGUCAACAUUUGGUUCUGGCGCUGCUGAGUCCAAGUUUGUUUUCCGCGAUUGUGUUCUGGUUAAGAAGGGCUCUACCGUGGCCGAUGUUGCUCGCAAGGUCAUGGGUGAUGCGCCAAUUGCAUAUAUUGAAGGCGUUGGCAACAUGCGUGUUGCUGAAGAUGACACUGUUGGCGUUGGCAAGAAUGAUAUUUUGUCAUUCAAAGUUGGCCGAGCGUAAAAGAAAUGUAUUCACGAGAGAGAGCGAGCAUGGAGUUUACAUAGCAUAUGUUUGGCGGCGUGCAUCUUUGGGUAAGCAGAAGAGCAUUAGAGACCAAAAAGUUAGACUUGUUUGAUUUUGCCUUGACAUAUAUGAACUUAUUCAAUGAACUAAAUCAAUCUCCAUCAAACGAGACCGGCCAAGGACGCGGCCUCUCGCCAUAGACAAUCUCAACCCCAUACGCUCGACCGAGAGCCGGAAGUCGGUCCAUCAUCACUCCCCUAACCUGACUCUGAUAUAGCCGCUUCAACUUUGUCGCCUUUAAAACUGCGGCAAUAACUGUGCAGAAUUCACCGUCUUCGUAGUGAUCGGAUCCAAGUUCCACCUCUUCCAGAUUGGGAAAACUAGCCAGGAAACUCGGCAGUGGGAGGUCGUCAUCAUUGCGAGGGAACGAACGAAAUCGGAAUCCGAAAAUCCCCAUCUGCUUAAUGGACUUGGUGCCGCGGAGCCAUUCAUACUGUGCUAAAUGGAGAGAACUCUCUGAUCCCAUGACCGAGCUGAAUGUUUCGGCAGGGAACACAAUGUCCAUCCGCGACAGCUUGUUUGUGCGUAUGCUUUCAUGGACAAUCCGGUGAGCUGAAGUCGGGUUUUGAGAAACUCUAUGUAGUCGGAUGCUUUCAAGAUUCCGAUAGUCGUUGAGUCGCGGGUACACACCCUGGGCUCCUGCUGAUACACCAUCCCAGCUUAGCAUUUCCUGCACUGGUUCCACGGUCAGAAUAUCUUCAGAGGGCAACGCCUUGCUGCUGAAACUAAGAUCGAUGCUCCUUAAAUUCUCUCCGCGGUUGACCGAUGUCAGUACUGUAAUAGCUGGCAUCAGACGCCUAUGUGACAUUCCGCUUGCAACGACUGUGAUGGCUUUCAGCGACGUCCACACUCUGUCCCAUUCAUCGCCCCAGCCGAUACUCGGUACCAGCCAGAUUUCAUCGAGCCAAAUCUGUUCUAAAUUCGGUGUAUUUGUAGCAAUAUACAUCUAAAAUCCGUUAGCUGCA
Molecule: messenger RNA, 2986 nt
Organism: [Torrubiella] hemipterigena
Lineage: Eukaryota; Fungi; Ascomycota; Sordariomycetes; Hypocreales; Clavicipitaceae
Source: the annotation of a GenBank genome assembly